AUGGCUAGUUCUGAUACUGAGGUGGAAAGCGGCAUCGAGGAGCGCGCCCUCGCCCAGCAAGCAAAUCACGAAUCGGCGCCCGAAUUGAAGGGGAGCGACAAACACGGCUCGCUCAACGAUAUGCGGAAGCUCGGACAGCAAAACCAGUACGACUCGGACAGCGAGGCCAGCGAGGCGGCAUCCGACCUCAGCGCCAACACGUUCAACGACGGUGGAAUGAGCCUAUGGAACCAGUUCGGCCAAAUGUUCUGGUCACAACCGCCGAUGCGAAAAUGCUCAUUUGCGACAGGCCUGGACUAUUGGGUACCAGAGGAUUGCGAAAAAGUCGUCGCCUUCCCCACUGACGCCAUAGAGCAAUACACGAAGAUUUACCCGAUUCGCGGCUCCGAUGCGACAAAGCACAGCUCGUUCAGCGUGUUAGUCGAUGCUUCACCGUUUUCGAGAGCGCGCGACAAACAACCCCUGCAUCAUUUGGUCCUCACCAUCCACCCGAAUGCCGGCCCGAGUAUGGAGAACCGCGAGUUCAGCAUCAGCUUGUUCCGGAGUAGAAAGGUAACCGACGUCGUGGCCCUGUGCGAGCGAUGUCGCGAAUGCCGGGCCCUGUUCAGAUAUUUUCCGAAGGGAAAAGACAACACCAUCUUCUACUACGUCAAACUGCUCGGGUACCUUCAAGUGAAGAUGCUCUGGAAAGUCGAGCACAUCGGCGCGCUCGUCGGCUGCAAGGAGUUCUUCGAGAACCAGCCCAGCAAGAAGUUGAAGAAAAAUCUCAGUGCACACUGCUCCCCGGAAGGGCUGACCCCGUUGAUGAUCGCCAUUCAGCAAAAUGACGAAGACAUGGUAUCCCUACUGAUCCAAAAAGGCGCCGACCUGAUGCAAACGACUCCAGAAGCCAACAACGUGCUCCACCUGGCCGCCACCGUCAGCCCGUCGAUGCUCAACAUCCUCUGGGACGCGCUGGGCGACAACAAGACUGUCCUGCUCGGCCACGUCAACCACGACGGCAGCAGCCCGCAGUACUUGGCGUUCACGUCGAUGAACGCGAGGUGCCUAUCGACGUUGCGCGGUUUUGCCAAGCAAGUCAACCCUGAAGCAACGCCCGAAAAUCCGCUGAUACAAGCCAUGAAGUCGCCAAAGACGACCUUCCAGCAUAUUGAUGCCAUUCUGAAGGAGACGCCGGAUGCCAUCGACAAAACGGAUCCGGUCACCGGAAAUUCCGUGCUGCACAUCUGCACCCACAAGAAGCCGCUCUCGGCGCUGAUUGAAGUGCUGGGCGAGAAGCUGCCGGUCAACGCCCGAAAUUCCCUGAAUCAGACCCCGCUUCACGUGUAUGUGCACAAGGACAACCUGGCGUUGGUCUUCACGAUUUUGGGAGCAGAGGUCGACAUCAACGCCCAGGAUGAUGAUGGAAAUACGGCAUUGCACUUGGCGACUUCGCUACUGAACGUGACCAUGGUGAGGACGCUGCUCUGCUUCGGCGCCAACCCCAACAUCCACAAUCUCCACGACGAGUCCCCGAGGCAUCUGGCAGCGAAACAUCGAGACGAAGCCGGCUCAAUCGACAUCCUGCGCUCGUUGAUCAUGUUCGGCGCGAAGAGUUGCGGUAUCAAGAAAUUGGGAUGUACCGUAGCCUGUGUACACAAGGACAACUACAUCUCCGAGAAGACGUCGCCCGUCUCGAAGGAGAAUAACAACCAGAAUACUUCGUCGAACAGCUUGGCGAGCUUGGCGAGCACUAAUGGCAAUGAAAAGCCGAAAAACGACAAGGAUAAUGUGGAAAGUGACGUCGACAGCGCCAGGAUCAACAACGCCGCCGCCACCGAGGCCUACGAGUUCGAGCUGGACGCCGAUACGCACGACGUCAAGAAUGCGUACGUCGAGCCGAACCCGCCGCGGAAGUUCCCGCAAGAUGCUGCCGUCCGCCGAAUCAAAGCGCUGCUCACGCAACUGGCGGACAAGGAAAACUCGAAUAUCAUCUCCGUACUGUCGUGCGAUGGCGGCGGCAUGAAGGGCAUCAUUAUGGUGCAGAUGCUCAUCAUCCUCCAGCGCUACCUCGACGCCCCGGUCCAUACGUACUUUGACUGGGUGGCUGGCACGAGUACAGGCAGCUACGUUUCGGGAGCGCUAGCUAAAGGCUUCUCCCUGGCCCAUAUGCAGCGCUACUACCUGCGCACGAAGGACAUACUCUUCACCACGUGGUCCCGGCCCUAUAAUACUUUACGGUUCGAGGCGCUGUGCAGAGAUGCGCUGGGCGAUGAUCGGCUCAGCAAAGUGCCGUAUCCAAAGCUCGUCUUCACCACGACUCGCGCUGAUACAUUCCCGUGCCAGCUGGUCCUGCAGCGAAACUAUCAGCUGCCAAUCCCGUACAACGAUAAUUUGGAUUUGGGAUUUGACGAUCCGGAAGACACUCCCCUCUGGCUGGCCGCCCGCCGCUCCGCCGCCGCCCCCACCUACUUUGCGGCCUCGGAGGGCAAGUUCAUCGACGGGGGCAUGGUGGCGAACAACCCGAGCCUUGACCUGCUCAGCGAGGUCAUCUUCUGGAAUACAACGUGCCGAAUGCAGGCCCCCGAAGAAGCGCAGGCGCAGCCCAAAUUCCAAGCCGCCAACGAGGUGCGCAUCGGCUGCUUCCUGUCGCUGGGCACCGGCAUCACUCCAGUCUCCCCGGUCGACCCGUCGCUGUUCGAGAUGAGCGACACCCUGGGCAUGCUCAGGGGCAUAAAGAACUUGACGUUGAUGGUGCUCGACCAGGCGACGGCCACUGAGGGAGCCCCGAUCUCACGCUCACGUUCGUGGUGCCACUCGCUCAGGAUUCCGUACUUCCGCCUGAAUGCCCCGCUUUUCAAGGAUGUCAUGCUCGACGCCUCGGACGAUUCCGAGAUUGCGCAGAUGCUCUGGGAUUGUGAAGUUUAUGGCUAUACACAUAAGAAAGACUUCAUCGAGCUGGCCAGCCUGCUGAAGGCGAUCGGCACGAAUAAGCACCGAAAGCAGCGUUUCGGCUCUGCCAAGGCCUCCGACUACUCGGAGGGCCGGAAGAAGCGACUCGCCGAGGAGCGCAAGGCCAAGAAGGAGGAGCAAGAGCAACCGGCCGUCUCCCCGGAUUCCCCGCUGAACUCCCCGGACGCGCGGAAUUCUAGCGCC
This is a messenger RNA of Mesorhabditis spiculigera, 3135 nucleotides long. The record is from the annotation of a GenBank genome assembly. NCBI's taxonomy places the organism in Eukaryota, Metazoa, Nematoda, Chromadorea, Rhabditida, Rhabditidae.